UGGAAUCUGGCUCUCCGACUCUGGCACCUCACGCGCGGUGUGUGAGUCUCACAUCUCACAGCGCACGCGCGGAGUGCUCCGGUUGUGGGCACCCGGGGAAGGGCACUAUAUCUUGUCAGGUCACUAGCGCAACAACAGGCUGCAGUGGACGUUUAGCCUCGUUUGCAGUGUAUAUAGACAUCGGAGCACCUACCCCGGGCCGAGUCUGGCAUCCUGCGGGUAUCUGGAGACAGCAAGCAUGGUGCUGACAGCCAACCGUGAACUGUAUGAGCCGCCAACAAAGGACUUUUACAGCAGAUAAGAUUACCGAACACCCCAACAGACUUCAUUAUUAUUUAUUUUUGUGAAGCAGAAAGAAUUCUUUUUUUUCUUCAGUUUUAUUAACAUUUGGCUUGUAAUGAUUUUGAGUGAACAUGAGAGGGAGCGGUGUUCAGUUGACACCAGGAGGACCACCGAAACAUUACAUUGACGACAAAGGUCCUGAAGCUCUUUGUGUACCCGAUCUGGUGUCUGGGUUCUGAUCAGGAUUCACUGAGAGAUUGGAAACAGGAUCACAACAAGACUUGUUUGUGCACACGAAAGUGUUUCUGCCACCAGCUCCCUCGGCCAACCUUCAGUCAGCAACAGCUCAUGCAGGGAAGACGUCAUCUUAAAUAACGCUUUCCUCCCUCACUCUCCUCUCCCAGAGAGAAAAAAAAUGAUAGCCACGAGGUGUUGCCGCAGAACAGGACCCGGAUGUACAUUUUGCAAGACUCUCGCGUUUGCAUCCAAAGACAACUCGCAGCGCGCGUCCCCCACUUGGCAGGAAGUCGCCAUGCGCAUGGCACUGUGUCAUCGCCGCUGCUCGGAGCCAGCAAAAAUAUUCCCAUCAGGCAUUGAUUCUGUGUAGUGCGUGAAUCCUCAAUUUUAGCAUGCACGCAUGCGUGGAAGUAACGUUCCAAGGGCGAAGGUCACGUUCAUGGUCUAGCCCACGCGGAGCUAUGUAAUUUGUUUCUUUGAACAUUCGGUUUAUUUGACAGUUGAACAUUGGCGUACAGCGGUUGAGAAUUUCUUUUUCAUAAACCACGGGAUGUAAUUGCGUUUUAACAAAAAUAUUCUUGUUUGAAAUUAACCUCAAGUGAAGACUACUUUCUCAGUAACUGAAUAUAAACACAAGUUCGGAUCCAUAACUUUUGCGAGUCGUAAUUGUUUACAAUACAGUUUUACGAGAUAGUUCGUAUCCUACCAGGGAAUUGAAAAUAAACAUGGAGCGAGGUGUGCAUUUACACAAUUUCUCAUCCACCGACUCCAACGACGGCGACGGUGACGUAGGCUGGAGUAACACUACGAUCUACGUCUACAACCUCAUCAACUCCACCACUGGGAACGACACCAACUCUUUCAUCCAACAACCACCGCUCGUCAUUCAGAUCUUGGGACGGGUGUACAUCAUCUCCGUGCCGACGAUCAUCAUCUUGGGCGUCAUCGGCAACAUCCUCGCCUUCUGCAUCUUCGCCAGCAAGUCGCUGCGCAGAACCUCCUGCAGCAUCUACCUGGCGGCUCGCUCCUUCUCGGACAGUGGCUUCUUGGUGUCUCUCUUCAUCAGCUGGCUGGGGGAUGCCUUGAAAAUACCCAUCAUUCACGUGACAGUCAUGUGCCAGCUGGUCAUCUUCACAAGCUACUUCUUCGCUUUCCUCUCCGUCUGGCUUGUCGUCUUCAUCACGAUGGAGAACUACAUCCGCAUCUGCCACCCGUUCAGCGUCGCCAAGUUCUGCAACGUUCAGAAGGCACGGCAGAUCCUGGUGGUGCUGGUGCUGCUGGGGGUGAUGUUGUACCAGUUCGCGCUGUGGAUGACGCACGUGGAUGACUUCGAAGGCAGCCCUCGGUGCGGCAACAAGGAGCAGCUUAUGGUUGUCGCGACGAUCGUAACUUACGGCGAUUUGAUCAUCACCCUUGUCAUCCCCUCUAUCAUCAUUCUGUUCCUAAUGGUGGCCAUCACGGUCAGCCUGGUCAGAUCGUUCAAGAGACAGUUUCGACUGAAGGGGAAGAAACAAGCAACAGGUGGCAGCAGCAGUCCGGCUGUUGUUGCCAACGAGAGCAUGAACGGAGGGACUAGCAACAACAGACAGAACGGCCGGAAGGGCGGAUCGUGCAUGCGCUGCAGCUCGCCCCAGGCAAAGGUCACACGCCUCCUGUUCGCCGUGUCCUUCACCUUUCUCCUCCUCAGCCUGCCCAGCCAUCUUGUGCGGCUUCGUAUCGCCAUGCUGGCAAUGGCCAACGAAAACUUCCAGACUCCCACUGUAGAGGAGUUGAUCCAGGUGGUGUUUCAAAUUCUUUACUACCUGAGCUUCGCCGUUAAUCUCAUUGUCUACCUGUCCUUCGGCGAGAGCUUCCGAAGUGUCUUCAUCGACACCUACAUCUCCCGUUUCCUCAAAAAGCGAUCAGCCCGGAGGAGGAGUGAGAUUUCACACACCACGUACACUGCCGUCAAGAUUGAGCAGCAGGACUAUCCCCCGAGGGAGGAGGAGACAUCCCUUGUCACGUGAUUCUGUAACCAUGGUAGACAGGAGCUAAAAGAAGUCUUUCCUAACACGUAAAACGGAGUACUAAGCUGGACAUUUCAUCGGUCUGAUCGUCUUAAUUCUGUUACCACGGUAACGAUAUGAUAAUGAAAAAGAAAAAAUUGAAGCAUCUGAAAGGAAAGAAUUUUUUUUUCAAUCAGUGUAAGGGUAAAUUAUAAAAUAAGACUACUACCAUCCCUAACUAAAGCUAUCAAAAGAUACAACUACAGCUUACAUGCAGCUAUAAUUUUAAAUAAAAAUAUUAAUAAAAGUUAAGAAAAAAUAAACAAAAUAAAUCAAUUAAAAAUAUUUUUGGUUCUUGAAAACCGACAGGAAAUAUAUGACACGGUCUAAAUAAAGACGAAGUUAAUAGAAUGUAAUAAUGUUUUCUCACAAAUUACAAGGAUUCAAACAACUGCCUGUCCUAAUAGAAAACUGGAAGUUGUCAAAAUUGAAACAACUGCCUGUCACAAGAGAAAAUCUGACAUUCAGGAUUGAAAAAUUGCCUGUGCGAUAGAAAUUGUGACAGACUUUGGCUCACGGGAGCUGUGAGGUUUUGGAUGUCGGAAGGUGAGGUCCUGGAAUCAAUAGUUGACCGCAGCUGACAUUUGCUGUGAAUGUUCUUUGCUUAAUGAUCCAGCAGUAACAAACUUGUUGUUCACAUCUUGGCACUUCUUUUUUCUGUUUUCUGCCGACAUAUUUUGCGGACAACAUGAGAUGCUGAUGGAAGAAUUUUUUUUAUAUCUCAUCACAUUUUCUCGACUGCCGGUCUUAAACGCAGGAGCCUAGGAGUAUCAAGAAGUUUCAGAUAAUUAAUGAAGGCUUGACAACGAAAACAUUCUUCAAAGCCUCGUCGUCUUGAGAGACAGGAUCUUGUGUUUGAAGAAAUGGUGUGUCUCCUCACCCAAUGUCGGUACUUUCACUAACUAGACAUCCAUCUCAAAUAAUGAGAGAAAAAAAAUACAUUAGUCAGUGGAUCUUCGUCAAAAAUUGUGAACUGGAAAAAAAACUGUGAGGUCAGGUAAUCAAUGACUUGCAAGCUACCAUCAGAUAAAAGGAUCUGAAAAAAAAUAUUCCGUGCUAUUAAUGGAACACAGGAGUAUUUUUGUCUCCACAUUCUGAGCUCGGAUCACAACAGAAAGACGACGAGAUGUCUGCUGCUAUGGUAUAAUCUCCAGGAUCUUUUUUCCAAUUCCAGUGGAUGAAGGAGAAAGCUGUUGACACGCAAACUGCGAAUUGGUUAAGAACUUGCCAGAUCCUCAGGCAAAACGCUUUCCAUGUGCAUGUUGGAUGUCAUUAAUCUUCACCAGGACAACACCAGACCCUCAAUAAAUCAUGGUUACUUCUAUUGAAUUUCAUUGCACGUGCAUGAUUAAAUGUUUAAUCAUAAUAAUCAGAGUUAUAAUCAGCCAAUGAGUAUUAAUUGAAUGUAUUGAUUCUUUGGGACAACGGCGCAUGUAAUCGAUUCUCUUCGUGUUUAUAUCGAUAAUACACGUGGUUUGAUUGGUUCUUUGCCUUUUUCACGUCCAUCAAAAGCUGGCAUGGAAGCUAAGAGCCUGGUUGUUAGUCUAGAGGUUCGACCCACACUUGGCAUCCAGGGUGUGAAGGAGAUAAGAGGAGCAGCUCCGGUGUGGCUGCUCCAGGACGCAAUCAUGGAUGGAGUAUAGAUUUUCACUGCCCUCCAUCGCCACACACCAACUCAGAAACACCAUUAAACUGUACGACCAUGCUUGUUAUCUCCAGGCAUGCCUGUCAUCAACACCAGACUGUGGUGGAGGCUGUUAUCAUCAGCUGGCCGGGGAUACGUGUUGUCCCUCAGUUGUUAUCCAGGCUGCCAUGGAAACGAUAAGGUUCUUGGCGCUGACAGAAAUUCUGGUUUUGUCGGGGUCACUGGGUUAAUCUGUUUAUCGCGUGGACUUCUAGAUGUUUCGUCAAGACAUUUACAUCAGUGUCAAGACGGCCGUUAACAUCUACAUCAACAAACUGUACUCGAGACAUUCAGGUUUCUGUUCUAAUAACAUUGAUCUUUGUGAGCACAUUUUUGAUUGUUUAAUUAAUUUUGUUGAGGUGUGCUAAUCUGUAUUGGAAAAAUAUAAGCUGUGUAUUGCGUUCAUGUUGAUCACGAUGUGUUCACUGUAUCCCGUGUUAUCUGAAAAAAAAACUAUCAACGGGAUUGUUUCUAAACCACAUCUUCUUACUUUCCAACUCCAUUUUUACCUUGGAAUCUUUGUUAUUUUACAACACACACAGAUAUAUAUAUACACACACAAGCACACGCAUCCACCCACACACAUACAUGUAAUGCUUUAUUCAGAUUUAUAAAAUUUAUAUUGUCCGCAUCUAUUGUCAUUAAGACAUGUUGUUUUUUUUUUGUAAAUGUGUUUUUAUCAAUCAAAUAUUUUUUUCAAAUUGCUUGCCCCUUGCACGAAGUUUGUUGUGUUUCUAGACAAACAAAUCUUUGGCAAACUGCAUAUUUAGGUUUUUCAAGAUUGCUGUGAUAUGGCAAAUAAAUUACAAAUACAUUUCUGAACAAACCUGAACAAUAGGCUAGUCAAUGAAGUAUUUUAAUGGUUUCUGCCAACUUUCAUUGGUAGACUGUCACAGUAGGAGACACAAAGCACAUUCGGAUGAAUGGUCAGACACUAGCUUUGUAAGGAUAGUAAUUUAACCCUGUGAACAGAUGAAAAGCACAAUAACUUGCAACAAAGUGUUCACAGUUUUGUUCUCAGAGGCACUGAUUGAAUUCGUCAGGAUUUUCAUAUGCGAAGCCCAGACAACUGAAACCACAAAGAUACUAGCAUCUUUAAUUACUUCAAACAACUCUUUUUAGGAUGUGUUCGUGCAUCAGCGACUUCCCUCUUCUUCAAAAGGAGAGACAUCCAAUAACGAUUAUUAAAAUUCGUUGAAUUGAAAACGGGAAAGAAUCACAGAGUGUAUUCGAUUUAAUUUCAUUGUGUUUCCCACAACCCACUUCCCGCUUUUUCACUGCCAUUACAAGCUAAAAAAAAAAAGCCAACAACAAAAAAAUAAGGAGCAAUUUCCUGCCUGGUCACUUUGUAGGGCUAACUCACAGAGCUAAGCGUGUAUUUAAAAUUCAUUUGCUCCUGUGUCUUCUAAUUUCCUGGAGGAAUCCACGAGUUUGCUAAUUAAACCCAGGGGAAAUCAUUAAUAACAUUGUAAGAAAAGAGCAGAGACUUUAACGAGUUAUCACGCCUGCCACGCUUCCUGUACAUCCUCUCUUCCCUCCAUCUAAGGGGCAUUCAUCAGUGUCUGCCUUAGUUAUCGUUCUUCCUGAAUCUUUUGUGUUGCUUUCAGUGGUCGCAAGACUUCCUUUCUCAAUCAAUCAUAUUGAGAAAACUGGACUCAUUGUGUAUCGAGUUUUCAAAAACUAUUUGUUAUUUUUUUUGUUUAAAAUCCUGCCGUCUGCCAUUGGUUUUUUUUUUCAAAACUCCGAAUAUUUGAGUAGACAGUGACCAUGUGAGUCCAGGGUUCGUUAUGAACUUGUCAGAAAAUCAUUGUUGAUAAUAAAUAGAAGCAUAUGUUGACAAAUUUGAUAUGAAACAUUUCAUAAUUAAGGAGUUUGUGUUAAGAAGCGAAAAUGUGAUGUCUUGUAUGUGAAAAAUAAUUACUGUAAGAAAUUCUCUGUAGCAAGGUGUUGCCCUGACAGUUAAUGCCACACUGUCGAUGACAAUAACAUGUUUAAUUAUAUUGUCAAUGAUACUUUGCGAUACACAAACCUCCUCUAAUUGCUCAAAACAAGAUGUUUUUUGUCAUUGCUUGUCGUUGACCGUCAUUACUUUUAAUGUUUUAUAAAUGAGAACCGGGUGCAAUUUUUUCUAAUGGUUGGGUGAAGCUUAGUGCAAGAUGUAAGCUCUCCAGAUCCUGGAGAAUACAUAACAUCCACUUUCAUGUUGACAGACAUCAUCAAGAACACCAACAUUGAUGUUUCCUUGUCCAGGUGUCACUCGGUGGAAGAGCUGGGAUCACGUGACAUUUGAUCUCUCUCUGUGCGCAUGUCUGCAGGCUUAAAAAGGAUUCUGGAUGUAACCAAGAUGUUGGGAAAUAUCAUCUAUCACUGAGCUUUACCGAGUAAUUUUUUUUAAAUCCACAGAAAAAAUGCACCCGACUAGUUUCUUUAAUAUAAUACUGUCCCUGAAAUAUUGCAACCAACAUUUUUCCUUGAAAAAUAAUAUUGUGAGGAUUACUAUCUUCAACAAUUCUGUGUGUGUGGCGCCCUCUAAAACGUUCACGUGACUUUGCACGUGACUUUCCUUUUAUUCUUUUCGUCUGUACGCCGGUGACCUUUCUGAGAACACUUCAAUAUUGUUUCUUUGAUGACUGAUGUUGAUGUUUUGUUAGAUCACUACAUCGCCUUACAUUAGAAUGCCAUCGUACUAUUUUCAAUGUUCCGACUUUGUUGUUCUAUGGUUGAGAGGUGUCUUGUACCUAACGGUGUCUUGCUAACCGUUGCUUUGAGGCUUCUGCUGGGCCGCAGUGUAUUUCCAAUAAACGUUUGACCAGUUGUGGUAUUCUGUGGCGACAGUUGCCGGAUUUUUCGCCACUCUAGAUAACUACCAAAUACACAAACUAGGGAAAGUCAACAAGAACCUAUGUAACUAGUUUUUAUUCCUUCCUAUACUCAUUAAUUUAUUUUCUUUGUUAACUCCCCUUCUCCGCACAUUAUUUCAACUUUUCCAGCUUAGCUCUUCAAAAUCUUAAAAUAUAUUGACCCUUCAACCAUUCGACUAAAACAUAUUUAAACUGACAAACAAGCAGUCGACAUAUGACAUAUAAAUAUAUAAAUUCCCUUUUCAUUUUUGUUUUCACGAUUUUUGCCGUUAGUUUACUUUAACAACUCGUGGAAAGAAUUUAGUUAUUUUCAGAGCAAAUAAAAGUAACAAAAUUGUAAAAAGGACCUCGAAAUGUCUCGGAAUUGAAAGUUUUGUUUGUCCACCAGAGUUUAGUGAGAAAAGCACGGCUUCUGAUGCCACAAAAUAUUUCAAUGGGUUGUUCUUUAAUCGUGGUCAGAUAUGGCGCACAACUUGAAAACCAGUAUCACCGUGUUCAUAUUUGUAAUGUGCUCUCCAUUUGUGUCAAAUGACACCCUUGUACAAUGUACAAAUCAAACUGACACCCUUGUUGACAAUGUACAAAUCAACUUUGACCCGCUGUUGACUUUUGUAGUGGGUUCUACUUGAUGUUUGUAUUUACCUAUCAUUCUGGCCAAUCAUUCGGACCUUGUCGGUCCCUUGUGUUGGGAGCCUUUCCUCUUGAGUUGUGACUUGUCAUAAAUAUCUAAACUGUUUUCUUGUUUUUUUCCCUGAGAUAAUAUUUACACUAACUGGUCGUUUCAUCCAUACUUGUGUGUGUUGUGCUUUGCUUGUGUAGAUUACAAUUAAGUAUUUCAUCCACUUCUCGGAGAAAUGUUUCGAUCUGCUGUGUAAAUUGUUGGGGAAAUAAAUAGACAUGAGAAAAAAUAAAUAAAAAUAACAAGA
Pomacea canaliculata is the source of this 8035-nucleotide messenger RNA. Its product is annotated as olfactory receptor 4C11-like. Gene Ontology annotation, cellular component: plasma membrane. Gene Ontology annotation, molecular function: G protein-coupled receptor activity. The transcript is spliced from 5 exons. The coding region runs from base 1245 to 2525 and encodes 426 amino acids. Gene Ontology annotation, biological process: G protein-coupled receptor signaling pathway. The record is from RefSeq and is a predicted model, not a curated record. Lineage: Eukaryota; Metazoa; Mollusca; Gastropoda; Architaenioglossa; Ampullariidae.